AUGGUCACAAUCGAUCGAGCAUCGGGCGUCAGUAAAGCGAGUGGUGACUGUAACGGAGGAGCCGCGUUGAGGAGGCAGCAGCUCGCUGCCAGGUGGUUGGAGCUCUGCGCGGUCGCCGCUGGCGCGGGGAAGGAUUUUGCGCCCGGUGAACGCGCGCAAGCGCAGGCGCAAGCUAAGCGGAAGGCGGCCGCUGGUUUGAAGGGAGCGUGGGACGCGGAAAAGAACGAUGCGCUUUUUGAGGUCCUGUCGCGGAUGCUGUUGGCGCUACGGAUGGACGAAAUCCUGGCGAAUGUGGUAACCGGAACUGUUGACGAGGAGGAAGAAGCAGCGGCGAGCGCUGGGGCAAGCGGUAAGCGAGCGGAAGACGAAUUGGUGAAGCGAUGGCGCAGGCGCGCGAGUGACGGGGCGGGAACGCGAGGAGCGCUGGUGCUGGCGGUGAAGCUGAGCGGAACAGACGCGAGCCGCUGGGUUCUGCGGAUGGCGGGCGGCGCGGAUGCGCACGUGCGACGCGUGGCUGCUGGAGUCAUUGAUCGGAUUCUGUGGGAUGUCGAAACGGGCCGAGUGCAGAACGAACUCGAGAAAGAAUGCGCCCGACUGGAUUCGAACCCGCGACUCGGUGGACUCAGCGGGCCUAGAGGUCUCGCUGAAAUUUCGUCGAUUUUGUCAUUACCCGAUCCGCUUUCCAGCUCUUUGCCGAAAUCGCCGCUUUCUUUGUCGUCUAGCGAGAGCGACAGCAGCGGAAGCGACGGGGAGGGUGAAGAGAAAGGCGGAAGGGCGGGCAAAAAAAGGCAAAGUUCCAUCCCCGUUAGUAGCUCGGACGUGCUUAUAUCGAGAGUCGCUGGUGCUUUGGUUGCGUCUCUUAGUGCUGCUGCUGCCCUUCCUGCAGCCGCGAAUGCUAUAGCCGGCGCUGGGGGCGGAAGCAAAGCCCCUGCGGGCGGAAACAUCUCAAGCGGAAAUACUAUAGGCGGAGGACUCUCCCCCGAAUUGCGGAGCUUAUCGCUGCCGACUGGAGUUGACCCACGGCAACUGCUUCCUACGUCAUCGUCCACGUCAUCGCCGCGGCCUUCCACGUCAGGCGGGUCCACUGCUUCUUCCGGCAGUAAUGCCGCCCCCGCGCAAGGGGGGACCACUGCGGAAGGGGAGGACGAGGGGAGGAGCGCGAGCAACAGCAGCCGCGCGAGCAGCACCGAGAGCACCGCCGCGAGCAAACCAAAGGAUGGCGCAGGAUCCGCGCGGAAGAGCGGAGAGGGGGGAUUCGGAGUAGGGAGCACUGUGCUGGGACUUACGUCACCGCGCGCACCAGCGGAGAAAUCUGAGCAAAUCCCGCAGCAAAUCACGAGCAGAACGGUUCCCGUUUCUUCUCGGCUUUACAGCUCGGUUCCUUGCUCCCCAGCCCACCACGCGGGGGGAGGUUCGGGGGGAACGGUGGGGGGAGCGGCGCGGGGAGCGCGGUCAGGCAGAGGGGUUCUGGACGCCGAAGCGGCAGCGGCUCGGCUGCAAGCGAUCGCUGCUGCAGCUGCCGAAGCUGGCUCCGACUCACGUUCGGAAAGGGGAAGGUCAGCUGCGCUAGGUUCGGCAACAGCUCCGGCUGGGGGCAGGGCAGGCAGGGAUAAUGCUAUGAGGGCAGGUAAGGCAGGGGGGGAGAAGGGAGCGAAGAGGGGUGGAGUUAAGAGCACCAUGCGACAAAAGGCAUUCUUUGGUGCUGGGGUGGUGUGGAGUGUGGAGGAGGGAGGAUUGGAGGAGGCAGAGAGGGGGAAGGAUGACAGUGGUGAAAGUGAUGAGAGUGAUUCUCGGGAGGGUGAGUAUGACGAGGGGUCGAGCUCAGAAGAGGACAAGGACGACAACACGCUGGGCUUCUCAAGAAAAUACAAUACAUCUGCGUCUUCAUCUGCCUCUGCCUGCGCCUCUCCUUUCAACUCUGGCAAUCCCAGUGCAGCCUACGCCCCCUCCCCUGCCCACUCAGCCCUCUCUCGCCCGUCCCCUUCUCGAUCCACCUUCUCCUCCUCCCCAGCCCAUGCCUCCUCUGUUAAUUCACCUGCCCGGGCUGCCUUUUCUUCCUCGCCUGCCCGGGGUGCGUUCCCUUCAACUGCUAUUGCCAGAAGCGCCUCCUCAGGCACUGCCUCUCCUGCUGCUUCUGCUGCAGUGGCCCUCAGGAGUGUGAUGAAAGGAUCGAUCACGAACCCUCACAGCAGAGGGACGGUGCUGCGUCGGAGUCCCAGCGAGAGCGGGAGCAGUCGCGGUGAUGGUGUUGGUGACAGUGGGGAGAUGGCUAUUGGGAGCACGAGUGGGGGAGGGGAUGGUGGGGCAAUGGUUCGAGCCAGCAGCAGCAGCAGCAGCAGCAAUGCCAGCACAGGCAGCAGUGGUGGUGGUGACGGUGUGAGGGGAGGCCGGCGCAGAUCGUCUAAAGUGACCUUCGCCAAGUGUGGGGAGAUAGAGGAGGAAGCAGCAGAGGAGGCGGAAUUCGAGGAGGAUGAUGAUAAUAUUGAGGCCGACCUUAACGCGGCUGUCAUGGACAUCAAGGGCGCCGAAGACAGCGAGGAGGAUGCAGAUGAUGACGAGGAUGAUAUUGACGAGGACGUGGAGGCAGAUAUGCAGCUAUCGGGCCUUGCUGCUAAAAUGGAGAAACAGGCGAAGUACAUGAGAAUGAAGCUUGGGGGAGUGAAGGAGGAUGAGGAGGACGAGGAGGAGGGUGAUGAGGAUGAUGAGGAGGAUGGAGAGGGGGCGCUCUGGGGGCAGAAGAAACGGCAGUAUUACAGCGCGGAUAAUGUGGAUUACGAGUUGCAUAUGGACGGCGAGACGGGGGCGCAGGAGGAGGAGGAGGAGGCACUUCGGCUGCAGCAGCAGAUCGCGUCUGGAUUGAGGGUGGAGGAUUAUGAGGAGGAGGGGGAAGAGGGGGAGGAGGGAGAGGAGGAGGAAGGGGAGGAGGGAGAGGAGACGAUGUUAGAAAAGGUGGAGAAGGAGGGGCGGAAGAAGGGUGAUAAGGGGAGUGAUGAUCGGAGUGGUAAGGGCGAUAAGGGGAGUGAUAAGGCGUUGGAGAGAAAGGGGAGGGGGGCCGCUGUGGUGGAACGGGUGGUGAAGGAUACGAGCCUGCUGACCAAGGAGGAGCAGAUGGCGGCUUUGAUGAGCGAUGCCCCAGAGCUGGUGGGUCUGCUCUCAGACCUCAAGACAACUCUUAAGGAGCUCAACACCAAAGUGCUGCCGCUGCUGCAACAGGUGCGGGAGGGAGAGUAUGCAACAGAGAAUGGAGUAUCCUAUUUGGAGGCAAAGCACGGUCUGCUGCUGCACUACUGCUGCUGUCUGCUCUUCUUCCUGCUGCUCAGGGCGGAGGGCAAGCCAGUCAGGGACCACCCCGUGGUCUCCCGCCUCGUUGAGCUUCGGCUGUUCCUGGAGAAGAUCCGCCCUAUUGACAAGAAGCUGCAGUAUCAGAUCGAGAAGCUUCUCAAGCUGGCCUCGUCGGCCAAUCGCAGCGCGACACCUGGCAAGCAGUCCGCAGCAGCAGCAGAGGCCGGGGCGGGAGGGUCACUAGACGACCUGAAGCACCGCCCGAACCCGAACCUCCUAGUGUCGAAACUGGGGGGAAGUGGGGCCGAUGGGAGUGCUGGUGCUGGGUUUGGGGGAGAGGAUGGGGGCUUUGCUGCUGGGGCGGACGGUGGUGGUGCUGGUGGGAUUUACAAGCCGCCUAAGAUUGCCCCGAUGGCCAUGGAUGGGGAGAAGGAGGGGGGGAAGAAGGGUGGAGAGGUGGGGGCGCGGCGGGAGGAGAGGGAGAUGAGGGAGGCGAGGAGGCGCGCUGCCAGGAGCGCGUUUGUGAAGGAACUGGCAGAAGACGUGGAGGGACGACCGCGGGAGAUGAGAGUGGAGGGAGCGUCGACUAUGAUGGUUGAGGGCAAGGAGAUGGAGAGGGAGGUGGAGCGGCUGAGGGAGAGGGCUGCAGCGGAGGAGAGGAUGUUCUCCCGCGUGCCUCUCAAUCGCGGGGAGAAGCAGCGACUCAAGGCACUCAAGCGGAGCCAGAACAUGCUGGCUGGUAUGCUGGAUGAUUUCGACGAUGAUAUCGCUGGCAUCAUGGCAGCAGGGGAGGAGGGGGGCGCACAACCCGGCCUCGCAACAGCAGCAGGAGCAGGAACAGGAGGGAUUGGAGGGUUGACGAGUGCUGGUAUGCUGGAGUCGCUGCUGCGGCCGCGCAAGCUGUCAGAGGCGAUUCAUGAGGCGGGCAAGAUGACUUCCCUCAGGGGAGCACAGGGCAGCAAGGUGAUAUCCGGAGACGCUGAUCUCCCAUUGAAGCCGGACCUGGGUGAGCGCCGCCGAGCCUACGAGGCAGGUGUGGUGGCAAAGCAGGUUCGGAAGCGAGGCUUGGAGGACCUAGGGUUCGAUCAAGGAGACGAGGACGAGGGUGGGGAUGGAGAGGGAGGGGAGGAGGACGAGUUUUACGCUGAGGCUCGGAAAAUGCAGGAGGCUCGGCGGUCCGCCAAGGCUGCCAAAUACUCUUCCUCUGGCCUUAUUCCUGAAGCCGAGCCAUCGGUGGACGAGGAUGGUCGCCGGCAAAUCACCAACCAGAUUGAAAGGAAUCGCGGCCUGAAAGCACACCGCAACAAGGCGGUCAAGAACCCUCGCAAGAAGUACAAGGUAUGCAAAUGCUAG
Molecule: messenger RNA, 4635 nt
Organism: Closterium sp. Naga37s-1
Lineage: Eukaryota; Viridiplantae; Streptophyta; Zygnematophyceae; Desmidiales; Closteriaceae
Source: the annotation of a GenBank genome assembly